Messenger RNA from Cladocopium goreaui, 1983 nucleotides. The record is from the annotation of a GenBank genome assembly. NCBI's taxonomy places the organism in Eukaryota, Dinophyceae, Suessiales, Symbiodiniaceae.
CUUGUUGCCUGGGCACCGAUGUCAGUCGAUGUGGGGCAACAACCUCAAGACCAUCCCCAAAGGGGUGGAUGGCAAAGCUCGACUGGAAGCGGUCAGGUUGCGGGUCAAUGGCCCGCAAGGGCCGAAACCCGGCUCAGAAGAGGACAGGCUUUCAUACCUACGCUCAGACCACAUGCUGGUCCGCUUCCUCAUUGCACGGCAGUGGGAUGUGGAGAAAGCGGUUGCGAUGCUGGAAGGCCACUACAGGUGGCUGGCUGAGACCAACAUGUCUCAGUUGCUCAAGGAUCCAUUCCCUGAGGAGGUUCACAUCAAGCGCUUCUAUCCACAGGCCUACCACGGGACCGACAAACUUGGGCGUCCUUUGUACAUUGAACGGCCCGGGCAGAUCGACAUGCCCCGGCUCCUCAAGGCCACGACCUGUGAACGGGUCCUGCAGUAUGUCUACGCGCAGACAGAACUGCAGAUCCGGCGACGACUACCUGCUUGCACUUUAGUUCGCGGUGAGGUCGUUGACAAGUCCCUGAAUAUCAUGGACUUGGACGGGCUGAGCUUCCGUAUUGUCACCCACACCACAGCUCGGAAAGUCGUGAGGGAUGUGGUCACGAUGUUGCAGAAUCACUACCCCGAAUGCAGUGGGAGGAUGGUGAUCAUCAACGCACCCAAAGUCUUCGGCAUCGCCUGGUCCUUCGUGAAACCGCAAUUGGACGAAAAGACCGUGGCGAAAAUCUCCAUCUUUGGCAGCGACCAACGGGAGGCAUAUGUGAGGUGUCUCCUGGAUUUGGUGGAUGCAGAGCAAUUGCCUGCAAUGUAUGGUGGAAAAUGCAUGUGCGACAACAAAGAUCCUUUGUCUUGCAUGAGAGCUGUGAAGGGCCCUUGGGCUGACCCAGAGGUCUUGAAGUGUUUGGAGGAGCAUCCCUUGGACAAGAUCCUGACGCCCGAGGGUGCCAAGUUGUUGGUGGAGAAGCGGGAAGUUGAAGCUGCAUCGAAACCAGAUGAGACCAGCCUUGCUACAGAAGAUGAGGAGGCUGGGGAAGAGCGCGAUGCUGUUCCACCAGGUUUGCCUAGUGGCUUCCUGACAAGGUCUAAUAUGGUUCUCCCAGAGAAGGAAGCAGAGCUCUUAGAGGCCGAACGUCAAGCAGCAGCAAUCCUAGCAGAAUACCAAGAGGUGGAUGAGGUCCACGUGAAGACUUUGACAGACUGGGUGGCUGAAUUCAACGCCCUGAUGCAGGAAAUCGGCCGCCCAGUCAUAGAACGAGCUCAAGGCUACUAUGAUAGCCGUGCACUCUGGCAGCAGGCCGUCCAGGACUUUGCUCAUCAGCAGGGGGAGCUGGAUGAAGUGAACAAAAAGCUGGAGGUUGCUGUGAAGAACUUGGCAACUGCUGAGGCGGCUUUCGAAGCCUUCCUCCAGGGUUCAGACCCGCUCAGCAAGCAGCAGUGGGAAGAUCUUGCUCCUGCCAAGGCGGAAGAGGUAGAUGCAGUGUGCGACGAUCCAAAACUUCUUCGGAUGAUUCGAGUUUCAUGGCUGGGAGAUGCAGUAGCCUCCCUACAGCGGCAUCGUGACCUGGCUUGCUCGGAGCUUUCAAUGAAGCGCGAUGAAUUGGAUGAAUGCCGAAGGAGAUUCGAGUUCGAAGACUUGCAACACAGUGGAUGUACCUGGAACUGCUCCGUGAAACGCGCAGCUCCUUUCUACGAAAAGCGACGGCUACAUGAGUCAAAGGUGGACCACCAGCUGCAGCAACUCCAAAUCGUGGAACAUCGGCUCAAAGAAGCUCGUCAGCGCGUCACUCUGCUGCAGGCAGAGUCUCCGGACGGAAAGAGCAGGUCUCGAUCUUGCCAAUUGGAUGAGAUGAGCCUGCAGAGCUUCGAGAUUGCUGGCGGAGAGCCAGCUCAAGACGAAUUUCAAUCGUGCGAUGAGGGUUCGUCCGACGAGAACUGAAGCGCCCUGUGCCACGCGGGACGCAUCUCCUAAGGGCGGAUUCAAAA